AUGCCGGGCCAAAGUUGUGUGAUUUGUGGUCGAGGAUAUGGGACAGGUACAAUAGUACACAUUUUCCCAAAUCCAACCAAAUUUCCUGAACGUUUUCGAGAAUGGGUUCAUAUUGUAGGAGGAAAUCUUGAAACUCCAGCUGACUAUGAAUAUUACAAAAAGAAGAGAAUAUGUGAUAUUCACUUCAAAGAUAAACAUAAAACCAGCUGUCAUCGUUUAAGUGUAUAUUGCAGUUCCCUGCCUUUAUUUACCUGGUUCAUCAAAUACUCAGGAAAAAUCAGUGGAUAGUCCAACUAUUGCUGAUGUUUCGAUGCCUAUUUCUAAUCAAUCAGAAGAACCAAUUGCUCUUUGUUAUAUUAGUCAUUCUCAAACUGACAAACAACCAAUUCUGGCUAUCAACUUGUUUACUGCUCCUAGUACAUCAGGCCACCAUACAUCAUUGUCAUCAUUAGUGUUAAUGGAACACAACUACACUGCUUUAAGACCUGAGCUAAAAAAAACAUUCAAAGGUGUCUCGAAAGGUGGCGUAGUUAA
This is a messenger RNA of Diatraea saccharalis (sugarcane borer), 534 nucleotides long. The record is from the annotation of a GenBank genome assembly. NCBI's taxonomy places the organism in Eukaryota, Metazoa, Arthropoda, Insecta, Lepidoptera, Crambidae.